This is a messenger RNA of Cercocebus atys (sooty mangabey), 5598 nucleotides long. It is a transcript of the gene TRPM2, whose product is annotated as transient receptor potential cation channel, subfamily M, member 2. The coding region runs from base 73 to 4737 and encodes 1554 amino acids. Gene Ontology annotation, molecular function: ligand-gated calcium channel activity. Gene Ontology annotation, biological process: calcium ion transmembrane transport. The transcript has 33 exons. Lineage: Eukaryota; Metazoa; Chordata; Mammalia; Primates; Cercopithecidae. Gene Ontology annotation, cellular component: membrane. The record is from RefSeq and is a predicted model, not a curated record.
AGACCGUCUCAAAAAUCAACAACAAGAAGCUUCCUUUGUGGACAGUGGGGGCUAUUUUUUUAUUUUUGGAAUAUGAAAGUAGUGACUGGUGUCUGGAAGCAGGAGCUGUGCACGGUUGCGAAACCACGUCGCCGGCAGCUGGCGCUGGCCGAGGAGACUUCUCUGUGCGCAACCACCCCGUGUGUUUCUAGAACCCCCAGUGUAGCGAGCUGGAGGGAGGACUGUCCUGAGGGCAGCAGGCCUGGUUGCAGCUGGCGUGGGGGUCCCAGGAUGGAGCCCUCGGCUCUGAGAAAAGCUGGCUCCGAGCAGGAGGAGGGCUUUGUGGAGCCGCCCAGGAGGGUCGCUGAGCUGGGGAUGGUCUCCAAUCUCCGGCGUAGCAACAGCAGCCUCUUCAAGGGCUGGAGGCCGCAGUGCCCCUUCGGCAACGACAAGCAAGAAAGCCUCAGUUCAUGGAUUCCUGAGAACAUCAAGAAGAAAGAAUGCGUGUACUUUGUGGAAAGCUCCAAACUGUCUGAUGCUGGGAAGGUGGUGUGUCAGUGUGGCUACACGCGUGAGCAGCACCUGGAGGAGGCUACCAAGCCCGACACCUUCCAGGGCACACGGUGGGACCCAAAGAAACAUGUCCAGGAGAUGCCAACAGAUGCCUUUGGUGACAUCGUCUUCACGGGCCUGAGCCAGGAGGUGAAGAAGUAUGUUAGAGUCUCCCAGGACACGCCCUCCAGCACGAUCUACCACCUCAUGACCCAGCACUGGGGGCUGGACGUCCCCAACCUCCUGAUCUCAGUGACCGGGGGGGCCAAGAACUUCAACAUGAAGCCGCGGCUGAAGAGCAUUUUCCGCAGAGGCCUGGUCAAGGUGGCUCAGACCACAGGGGCCUGGAUCAUCACGGGGGGCUCCCACGCCGGCGUCAUGAAGCAGGUGGGUGAGGCGGUGCGGGACUUCAGCCUGAGCAGCAGCUACAAGGAAGGUGAGGUCAUCACCAUUGGAGUCGCCACCUGGGGCACCGUCCACCGCCGCGAGGGCCUGAUCCAUCCCACGGGCAGCUUCCCUGCUGAGUACAUACUGGAUGAGGACGGCCAAGGGAACCUGACCUGCCUAGACAGCAACCACUCUCACUUCAUCCUCGUGGACGACGGGACCCACGGCCAGUAUGGGGUGGAGAUUCCUCUGAGGACCAGGCUGGAGAAGUUCAUAUCGGAGCAGACCAAGGAAAGAGGAGGUGUGGCCAUCAAGAUCCCCAUCGUGUGUGUGGUGCUGGAGGGCGGCCCGGGCACGUUGCAGACCAUCUACAACGCCACCACCAACGGCACCCCUUGCGUAGUUGUGGAGGGCUCGGGCCGCGUGGCCGACGUCAUUGCCCAGGUGGCCAACCUGCCUGUCUCGGACAUCACUGUCUCCCUGAUCCAGCAGAAACUGAGCGUGUUCUUCCAGGAGAUGUUUGAGACCUUCACGGAAAGCAGGAUUGUCGAGUGGACCAAAAAGAUCCAAGAUAUUGUCCGGAGGCGGCAGCUGCUGACUGUCUUCAGGGAAGGCAAGGAUGGUCAGCAGGAUGUGGAUGUGGCCAUCCUGCAGGCCUUGCUGAAAGCCUCCCGGAGCCAAGACCACUUUGGCCACGAGAACUGGGACCACCAGCUGAAAUUGGCAGUGGCAUGGAAUCGCGUGGACAUUGCCCGCAGUGAAAUCUUCACGGAUGAGUGGCAGUGGAAGCCUUCAGAUCUGCACCCCAUGAUGACGGCUGCCCUCAUUUCCAACAAGCCUGAGUUCGUGAAGCUCUUCCUGGAGAACGGGGUGCAGCUGAAGGAGUUCGUCACCUGGGAUACCUUGCUUUAUCUGUAUGAGAACCUGGAGCCCUCCUGCCUGUUCCACAGCAAGCUGCAGAAGGUGCUGGCGGAGGAACCCGAGCGCCUGGCUUGUGCACCCGCUGCGCCCCGCCUGCAGAUGCACCAUGUGGCCCAGGUGCUGCGGGAGCUGCUGGGGGACUUCACACAGCCGCUCUACCCCCGGCCCUGGCACAGCGACCGGCCUCGGCUCCUGCUGCCCGUGUCCCACAUCAAGCUCAAUGUGCAGGGAGUGAGCCUCCGGUCCCUCUACAAGCGUUCCUCAGGCCAUGUGACCUUCACCAUGGACCCCGUCCGUGACCUUCUCAUUUGGGCCAUCGUCCAGAACCGUCGGGAGCUGGCAGGAAUCAUCUGGGCUCAGAGCCAGGACUGCAUCGCAGCGGCCUUGGCCUGCAGCAAGAUCCUGAAGGAGUUGUCCAAGGAGGAGGAGGACACGGACAGCUCGGAGGAGAUGCUGGCGCUGGCAGAGGAGUGUGAGCACAGAGCCAUCGGGGUCUUCACUGAAUGUUACCGGAAGGACGAAGAGAGAGCCCAGAAACUGCUCAUCCGCGUGUCCGAGGCCUGGGGGAAGACCACCUGCCUGCAGCUCGCCCUGGAGGCCAAGGACAUGAAGUUUGUGUCUCACGGAGGCAUCCAGGCCUUCCUGACCAAGGUGUGGUGGGGCCAGCUCUGUGUGGACAACGGGCUGUGGCGUGUGACCCUGUGCAUGCUGGCCUUCCCGCUGCUCCUCACCGGCCUCAUCUCCUUCAGAGAGAAGAGGCUGCAGGGGGUAAGCAGCCCCGUGGCCCGCGCCCGCGCCUUCUUCACCGCGCCCGUGGUCGUCUUCCACCUGAACAUCCUCUCCUACUUCGCCUUCCUCUGCCUGUUCGCCUAUGUGCUCAUGGUGGACUUCCAGCCCACGCCCUCCUGGUGCGAGUGUGCCAUCUACCUCUGGCUGUUCUCCUUGGUGUGUGAGGAGACGCGGCAGCUCUUCUAUGACCCUGACGAGUGCGGGCUGAUGAAGAAGGCAGCCUUGUACUUCAGUGACUUCUGGAAUAAGCUGGACGUCGGUGCGAUCUUGCUCUUCGUGGCAGGGCUGACCUGCAGGCUCAUCCCGGCGACGUUGUAUCCCGGGCGCGUCAUCCUCUCUCUGGACUUCAUCCUGUUCUGUCUCCGGCUCAUGCACAUUUUUACCGUCAGUAAGACGCUGGGGCCCAAGAUCAUCAUUGUGAAGCGGAUGAUGAAGGAUGUCUUCUUCUUCCUCUUCCUGCUGGCCGUGUGGGUGGUGUCCUUUGGGGUGGCCAAGCAGGCCAUCCUCAUCCACAAUGAGCGCCGGGUGGACUGGCUGUUCCGAGGGGCCGUCUACCACUCCUACCUCACCAUCUUCGGGCAGAUCCCGGGCUACAUCGACGGUAGGAGCCGGGCACCAUGGGAGCUCGGGUGGAGGAAGCAGGAGAGAGGCUGGAAAGGGGCCGCAUUUCCUGUUCUGCUCGCCUCUACGCUGGCUCUUCACCAACUACCUGUCCUGCUCAACCUCCUCAUCGCCAUGUUCAACUACACCUUCCAGCAGGUGCAGGAGCACACGGACCAGAUCUGGAAGUUCCAGCGCCAUGACCUGAUCGAGGAGUACCACAGCCGCCCUGCCGCACCGCCUCCCUUCAUCCUCCUCAGCCACCUGCAGCUCUUCAUCAAGAGGGUGAUCCUGAAGACUCCGGCCAAGAGGCACAAGCAGCUCAAGAACAAACUGGAGAAGAACGAGGAGGCGGCCCUGCUAUCCUGGGAGAUCUACCUGAAGGAGAACUACCUGCAGAAUCAGCAGUUCCAGCAAAAGCAGCGGCCCGAGCAGAAGAUCGAGGAUAUCAGCAAUAAGGUUGACGCCAUGGUGGACCUGCUGGACCUGGACCCGCUGAAGAGGUCGGGCUCCAUGGAGCAGAGGUUGGCCUCCCUGGAGGAGCAGGUGGCCCAAACGGCCCGAGCCCUGCACUGGAUUGUGAAGACACUGCGGGCCAGCGGCUUCGGCUCGGAGGUGGACGUCCCCACUCUGGCCUCCCAGAAGGCCGUGGAGGAGCCAGAUACUGAGCUAGGAGGCAGGAAGAAGAUGGAAGAGCCAGGCGACAGCUACCACGUGAAUGCCCGGCACCUCCUCUAUCCCAACUGCCCCAUCACACGCUUUCCCGUGCCCAACGAGAAGGUGCCCUGGGAGACGGAGUUCCUGAUCUAUGACCCGCCCUUUUACACGGCAGAAAGGAAGGACGCGGCCGCCAUGGACCCCAUGGGAGACACCCUGGAGCCGCUGUCCACGAUCCAGUACAACAUGGUGGACGGCUUGAGGGACCGCCGGAGCUUCCACGGGCCGUACGCAGUCCAGGCCGGGUUGCCCCUGAACCCCAUGGGCCGGACGGGACUGCGUGGGCGCGGGAGCCUCAGCUGCUUUGGACCCAACCACACGCUGUACCCCAUGGUCACGCGGUGGAGGCGGAACGAGGACGGAGCCAUCUGCAGGAAGAGCAUAAAGAAGAUGCUGGAAGUGCUGGUGGUGAAGCUCCCUCUCUCCGAGCACUGGGCCCUGCCUGGGGGCUCCCGGGAGCCAGGGGAGACGCUGCCUCGGAAGCUGAAGCGGAUCCUCCGGCAGGAGCACUGGCUGUCUUUUGAGAACUUGCUAACGCGCGGCAUGGAGGUGUACAAAGGCUACAUGGACGACCCGAGGAACACGGACAAUGCCUGGAUCGAGACGGUGGCCAUCAGCGUCCACUUCCAGGACCAGAACGACGCGGAACUGAACAGGCUGAACUCUAACCUGCACGCCUGCGACUCGGGGGCCUCCAUCCGAUGGCAGGUGGUGGACAGGCGCAUCCCACUAUACGCAAACCACAAGACCCUCCUCCAGAAGGUGGCAGCUGAAUUUGGGGCUCACUACUGACUGUGCACUCAGGCCGGGCAGCUGCAGUCCGUGGACAGUCACCCCGGAAACCAGGGCUUCUCUCUCCCGAGCCUGUCCAGGACUUAGGCUGAUCCUGGGCCCUGCACAGGAUGGAGUUUGGUGGACCCACUGCCCCUCACGGCCGCUGCAAGUUUGCCGCAGAUGACCUCAUGAACUGGACAGGGUCAGGGUGACCUGGGAGGAGAGCUCAAGACAGGGCACAGGCCACUCGGAGUUGAGGGGCCCCUGAGACCCUUGGCCAGCAGGUGAGGGGCUGGGCCUGUGCUGGGCCCUUGGCCAGAGUUCACUCCCUUCCGGGCUGUGUCACCCCAAGCAACUCUUCCACCGUGGAGGUUAUCGGCCCAAGGCAGGUUCCCUGGAGCGUCAGGGUCCCCUGUGGCCUGUGCGGAAGGGGCCCUGCCACUCUCCCCAAGAGGGCCUCCAUGUUCCGAGGUGACUCAACACGGAUCCUUGCCUGGCCCGGGGGCACCGUCUGAACUCCUGGCUGUCAGGAUAAGCUCCGUGGGGGGACAGGAGCCCAGACACAGCCCAGGCCUGUGAAGAGACCCAGAGGGCCUCUGCCAGGGUUAGCCCCAGGGACCCUGGGAGGGGGCUGCAGAAGCUGUCCCUCCCCACUACCUGGGAGCCACAUGCUGGCCACACCCAGGAAGGAGGGACAGUGUGGGCAGGAGGUGGGGAUGUGGGGACCUCGUGGUUUGGUGUCAAUGGCUCACAGGUGUGUGAACCAUCAGGGCCCUCAGGAUGGGGAAUGUAGUAAAACCCAAGAUGUUAAAUCUGCCAUCUCAGGCCAGGCUGGCUCCUGUGUGUUUUCCACAAAUAAAGUUUCUGACAUGUCCAGGG